ACUUGCCAAUCAGCGAAACUCACACCUUGGAUUGGGAGAUACUUCACUGUUGAUGUUACUCAGCUUACUGGGGCCGUAAUUUGACCGUGAGUACUUCUUGAUGAUCUUAAUGGCUUUCAACUAGUGUUAUUAUCAUCAAGUUUUUACUUUGUGGAGUGUUCUUUUGUCACAUCCCCUAAUUCAAUUACUAAUCGAAUUCGAAUGACACUCUCAAUAAGCGUUCGGUUUAUAGUAUUCUAUAUGGCUCAUACAACGCUGCCGCAAUUAUGGGACUGCUCUGAACAUCGCUCCAUUUUAGAUGUAUUUUGUUGUGAAUUAAUCCAGGUAACCAAAAAAUGGCAAUUAAAGUGAACAUGUGGAAAAUAGAGUGAAGAUUCUCUAAGAAAAUAGGAGGAAAAUUAUAGGACAAUGCUCCUUAAAUCUUCCUUUGCCACUUGCUUUGGUGAAAUGAUUUGUUUGGUGAUGUAACUGUUUUAUUCUCCAACCUUUAAAAGCGAAAUAUAAUCUCCAUACAUCUACAAACUGCACUAUGGAGCGUCUUACAUUAUUUCAUCUACGACGAGCCGACAGAACUAAUGAACCUGAAACUAGAACUAUUAUAGAUCAAAUGGAAACGGAAAGCCUUGUUAGUAAAGCGUAUUAUGAGAAACUUUGUCAAUGGAAGGAUGAUGCACUUCGGUUGUUCAAAAUAAACCACGUAAACUAUCUCAACAAGCGACUUUUCAAUCUGCCUAUGAGUUUUGAACAUUUAGAUGCAAGCCAACCGUGGUUGGCUUAUUGGAUUGUACAUGCUUUAAGACUGCUAAACUUUGUAAUCCCUGAAGAAACCUCGGUAAAAUUAAUAUCGUUCCUAGCAUCCUCUCAGCAUCCGGACGGUGGUUUUGGUGGCGGGCCUUAUCAGUUUGCACACCUUGCGACUUCAUAUGGUGCAGUUAAUUGUUUGGCUUCUUUAUGUCGCCGAGAUGCCCUAGAUAUUAUUAAUCGGGAUGCACUGGCUGACUGGAUGCGGAAACUUCAUCAGCCAGACGGUUCAUUUCUAAUGCAUUUGGGAGGUGAAGCUGAUGUUCGAGGUGCCUACUGUGCCACAGCAGUUGCAAAACUUACUGGGUUGCUUAAAAAAUAUCCUGAUUUGUUUGAAUCUACUGCAGAGUGGGUGGCUAGUUGUCAGACGUAUGAAGGUGGUUUCGGUGGUCAACCUGGAUUAGAGGCUCAUGGUGGUUAUGCUUUCUGUGCAGUAGCAACACUGUGUCUUUUAGAAAGGUCAGAGUUAAUUAAUUUGCCUAGACUAUUGUGUUGGGUCAGCCAUCGUCAAAUGGCAACAGAAGGUGGUUUUCAGGGUAGAACAAAUAAGUUGGUGGAUAGUUGCUACUCUUUUUGGCAAGGUGCUAUUUUCCCAAUUGUCGAGGAACUUUUAUGGCUGUCUGGUGACCCUGCACUUAAUGACAUUGAUACGUUGUUUAACCCUUCUGCCUUGCAAGAAUAUAUACUGCUCUGUUGCCAAAAGGUUUCUUACACUCGUCCAGGUCUGAGUGUUCAUGCAGAUGAUUCUUCUGGUGAAAAAUUGUCGUCUUCAAAUAAAAAUUUCGCGUCUGAAUACGAUGUAUCUACUUGUGAUGGUGGAUUAAUUGAUAAACCUGGAAAAAACCCUGAUGCAUAUCACACGUGUUACUCAUUAAGCGGAUUGAGCGUAGCACAACAUUCUCCUCGUUGCCGUGUUGAAUCAUACCAAAAACAUGGUCUUCCUCAUCCAUCACCUGCUGUGGAUGUAUUAGGUGAAGAAUUAGGUAAUGAACUGGUCGACUUAGAUCCUACUCAUAAUAUCGUGCAUGAUGGUUUAGCAUUCACUGUCACGUACUUUUCUGAGCUGGAUAAUGGUCGUUCACCAAAAGAUGCAGAGGAACUAGCGUUGGCGGCAGCGGAAAAGUACUCUGUACCCGCAUUAUCAGUAUUCCAAAAACAGAAAAGUCUUACGGAGAUCCAUACUUAUGAUAUCAGUGAUAAUGAAAUCAAUGUUCCCCAGCAUUCUCAAUCAAUGAACACUUGUACAACGCCGUAAAUAUUUUAUAAGACUGCGUGGAGUGUGUCGGCGAGAAUGAUUGGUUGUUUGCUUAGUGAGACUUGUAGAUACUCUGACAGAUGUUAGAUGAGUUAUAUAUUCUUCUACCUUUAUUAUCAUUUUUAUUAUUCUUAUUAUCGAUUGUCACUGAAUUGUGUCGGUUUUUGGUGUGUAAAUAUAUCUAUGUUCUGGUCAAGC
Molecule: messenger RNA, 2254 nt
Organism: Schistosoma rodhaini
Lineage: Eukaryota; Metazoa; Platyhelminthes; Trematoda; Strigeidida; Schistosomatidae
Source: the annotation of a GenBank genome assembly